Messenger RNA from Stereum hirsutum FP-91666 SS1, 450 nucleotides. RefSeq lists its product as uncharacterized. Gene Ontology annotation, molecular function: structural constituent of ribosome; small ribosomal subunit rRNA binding; mRNA 5'-UTR binding. Gene Ontology annotation, biological process: translation; ribosomal small subunit assembly; maturation of SSU-rRNA from tricistronic rRNA transcript (SSU-rRNA, 5.8S rRNA, LSU-rRNA). Gene Ontology annotation, cellular component: ribosome; cytosolic small ribosomal subunit. NCBI's taxonomy places the organism in Eukaryota, Fungi, Basidiomycota, Agaricomycetes, Russulales, Stereaceae. The record is from RefSeq and is a predicted model, not a curated record. The annotation marks the transcript as partial. The transcript is spliced from 3 exons.
CCCAAGAAAGUUAAAGCACCUAAGGAAGAGGCCACCGUCUCGCUCGGUCCUCAAGUCGCUGAGGGAGAGCUCGUCUGGGGUGUCGCUCACAUCUACGCCUCCUUCAACGACACCUUCGUUCACGUCACCGAUCUUUCCGGAAAGGAGACCAUCUCUCGUGUCACCGGUGGAAUGAAGGUCAAGGCUGAUCGCGACGAGUCGUCCCCUUACGCCGCCAUGUUGGCCGCUCAGGACGUCGCUACCCGUUGCCGUGAGGUUGGCAUCACUGCCCUCCACAUCAAGCUUCGUGCUACCGGCGGCACUGGCACCAAAACCCCUGGUCCCGGUGCUCAGAGCGCUCUCCGUGCUCUUGCUCGCUCCGGCAUGCGCAUCGGAAGGAUCGAGGAUGUGACCCCCGUCCCCACCGACUCUACCCGUCGCAAGGGUGGUCGCCGUGGUCGUCGUCUGUGA